Molecule: messenger RNA, 4893 nt
Organism: Toxorhynchites rutilus septentrionalis
Lineage: Eukaryota; Metazoa; Arthropoda; Insecta; Diptera; Culicidae
Exons: 9
Coding region: 271-4713 (1480 amino acids)
Cellular component (GO): lysosome
Molecular function (GO): cysteine-type endopeptidase inhibitor activity; cysteine-type endopeptidase activity
Source: RefSeq, a predicted model, not a curated record
UCGAUCCAACCAGUUGAUCGUAGUUGGUUGUCGUAAAUAGACGUGUUUCGUGUUGAGUGCGCUGAUUGGUGCAGAAUUUGUAAACAAAACCAUUUUGUUGGAGUGUUUGUGUUGGGUGCUCCAUGUAGUUGCAUCACACUACCCCAUCUACCGAAGGUGAAAGGAACACUCGUUCAGAACUAAGCCCAAUCAAUCCCUGCAAAGUGUUCAUUCAUAAGCACAGUUCUUGGAUGACGAAUCGUCAUCAGUAAAGACACGAAAGCUACAAUUAUGUAUCGCUGGCGAGGCAAGUCAGUGGUAAAUAUUUUGAUACUAUUGGUGAUAACCCUAUCGACGACGACAACGAGGGUAGUGCAAUGCCAGGAAUCGACGAAUGCCGAGCGGACCGAAACAGAAGCUGUGGAGGAUGAACCGUCCACACGGAGCAGUGGGGAAAAUUUUGUCGCCAUUCAUGUGGAUGCUGUCGGCGCGAAGGAGCAACUGAAACCAUCGCUGCGUGGAUUGUCCUAUAUUGCGAUAAGUUUUCUGCCGAAGGACUUCGAACUUCUCGAGGUGCUGUCGGCAACGCGUGAAGUUGUUGCGGGCGUUCGGUAUGAGUUGGUGCUGAAGGCACUGAACCACGAGCAACAGGAACUGAAUUGCACACUGACGGUGCUGGAGAAACCAUGGCUAACCACUGAGAGUGGCGAUAAGUACCGGGUGCUGGAGUAUUCAAACUGCAGUUCGGCGACCGGGGAAGACUCGACCGAUCGUGUCGAAGUUGUUGCCAAGCUUAAUCCCGCUUUUGAUCCCGCUCUGAGGGCUCAGCAGGAGAUGAGUCCUUCGCGCUUUCGGGAAUUGGUUCAGCAGAUCAUAAUAGAGAAACAUGAAGUGCGUGAGAUAACAACCACGCCGAUCGGAGACUUGACGAGUACAAGCACAACCGAGCCAUCGAAUGCACCGGAUUUAAGUCAGUCGUCGAAAGACGCUUUGGAUCAGUUGUUUUUGUUUGGUAGUGAGGCUCAACAGCAGCGCAGGGUGCAGAGCAGCGAUGCCGACGAACGUCGGCAUGAGGUUGCCGAGGAAAUAAUCGUUCCGAAGCGAGUUGAAAAACCAAAAGCCGAAGUAGUAACGCCUACUGAACCCCCCGUGCAACCUACCACCAUCAGUCUCGAUCAACAGGUGCAAUCUACAUUCGAGGAAGUUUUCAAAACACACCAGGAGAUUCAGAAGGCACUGGAUGAGGUCAUCCAAGGGGGCGGUGGUCGUGUUACUCAAAUGAAGUACGAACCAGUGUUUGCCUCCCUGUUGCAGAAGGUCAAAACAAGUAUCGAUAACUACUACCGCACUAUCAACCCGAAUGGAGGGGAUGCAAACGUCGAUACGGCAGCCUUCGUAGUUCGUGAUAACAUUGCUCAAUCCAGCGCUGUUGAACCAUCUAAGCCAUCCUCGGAGAGCGAAGAAGACGAUCAACAGCAGCAGAUAGUUCAACCGGUGUUCGGUAGAUUGCCCUCGCCGCGAACGGAAGCUCCUAUUCGUAGACUGGUACCACCGAAAAUUGAUGCCGUGGUGAUGCGCUUCAGUGACGAGAGUGAUGAACAGCAGCAACAGGAAGGAGUUCAACGCGUUCUACCAACUCGGGAUGAGCUAGUUAGGGAUUUCAACGCGGACGAAUCGCAGCAACGCAACAAACGGGCACCUCUUUCGAGCCUCCAUGAGGAGUACGCUCAACAACGCAGGAAACGGUUUGUGGAAUUCGAUUUGGACAGGGAAGAUCAGGCGGAGUUGGAUCGCAUGGAGAAGAUUAUAGCGGAGGCAGUCGAGGUGUUGGAUGACAUGGAUACGGAUCCGUUCAAGCGCAUCCUGUUGGAGAUCGAUAGUGUGAAACGGAUUAAUCAAUUUGGCGGUGCCGCCGAUCCGGGCGGGAAUCUGUUCGUGGCACGUGUCGUGAUCGCAAACUCGCACUGCAUUGAGGAAGUGGAAGACGUGGUGGGGUGCAAGCAGCAGCUGAUUGAUGGAAGCAGCAAAUUUUGCACACUUGAGAUUCGCGCUAAGGAUGGCGAUGUUCGUCUGCUGAAGUCGGAGUGCAGCGGAAAGAAGGCGUACUCAGAAUAUCCGGAGAAGAAGCUGAAUGUGGCGGAGGCUCAGCACCGGGACCGACUGCAGAAUGCUUUGGCGGAAUGGCACGAUGGCAAGUUGAAGUCCGUGAAAUAUGUUUUACGCUCCGGAACGUAUCAAGCGAAACCAACCAUCGUUUUCCGCUAUGUGAUUGAUCUGUUGGACGAAAACAAUCACGCCAGUGACACUUGCAAGGUUAAGAUCUCCCAUGGUACCGAUCUGAAGCCCGAUUAUGGUUUCCAUUGUCAAAAGUUGAAGCCCUCCCGUUCCCGGCGGGAUGUGCUGGAGAGGAAGAAGCUCGGCAAGGUGCGCAAGACGGGAGCGCCAGCGGAACUAACACCGGAAGAGUACGGCAAAGCGGAACACGCCGACCGGAUUCGGAAUAUUCUGCUCACCAGCUCGGGUGGUGGUGGCAGCUCGGAACGCAAGUACCGAAUCGUAGGCGCCACCCAGCAGCUGGUGGCUGGCCAUCUCUACACCUACAAGCUGAUCUUUAACGACGAUCCGGACAAACGUGUCUGCAAGUUGACAGCCCAUGAACAACCCUGGCUGAAGGAAAAAUCUCCCGAAGAUGCUGUUAAAGUGUCCUUCUCGUGUCCUGAUCUGUCUGUCAAAGGCCGCACUCGCCGUUCGAUCUGCGCAGGAUGUCCCUCGGGUUUAUCACCCGAGGAGCUGGAUAAGUCAGAGCACACGGAGAGAAUUAACAAAAUUUUGACUGGAACAGGCGGAGUGACACAAAACAAACCGGAAAUCAUAAACGGUACCAGCCAGGUGGUAGCAGGCAUCAAGUACAUCUACUUCAUUGGCUACAACGUUGAGAAUGUCCGUAGAGUCUGUGAACUCACGGCAUGGGAGCGACCUUGGCUGGAGGAAUCAGAUCCGAACAAUGCCUACAUUUACAGCUCAAGAUGCGACGGGCAAGAUGAGGGCAAUGCUUUCAGGCGAACAAAACGAGCUCUCGGCGAGGCACGUGUACUGACUCGAGAGCAGCUACAACAGGACGAACAUCUGAAACGUAUCAACGCAAUUCUCGUAUCUUCCGGAGGGGCUAAGCAAGAUAAACCUAAAAUCAUCAACGGUACCGUCGCUACGGUUGCUGGCCAGAGCUUCACAUAUUACAUCUCCUACCCGGUUAAUGGUGAGGAACGGAUUUGCUAUCUGAACGCGUGGGAGAGGCCAUGGUUGGAGAAGAAGGAUCCGUCUGAGGCUUACAAAUACUCGUUCCGAUGUGACGGUUCUGACGAAGCAUCACUGAAGCGUUCUCGUCGCCACGCUAAGAAAUUCGGUGGCUCGAACGAACUGUCCCCUGAUGAUCUGAAGGACAAAAGCCACGUUGAACGUAUAAAGACCGGCCUGGUGGCUUACAACGCGGAAAAAUCGAAAUCAUACCAGGACUUCGAAAUCAUCAAAGGUUCCGUACAGCUGGUCGCCGGUUCGCUGUACAAGUACACCUUCAAAACUAAAGAUGACCCGCAGGUGGUGUGUAAAAUCUCCGUCUGGGAGCGGGUUUGGCUCGAUACGCAGGAUCAGCGCAAGUACAACGUCAAGUGCGACGGGGAUGAAGAGACCGAACAAGAGCAGCAGCAACAACAGCUGGGCACUUCGAAACGAUCGGCCCGAUCUGCUCGUCCUCACCAAAGCCGCUUCGAGGAGUUUCACUCCAAAGGAGACGAUCACGCGCGCCAUCUGUUCGAGAAGUUCAAGUUGAAACACAAUCGCACCUAUCAGAGCACUCUGGAGCACGAGAUGAGAUUCAGAAUAUUCAAGAACAAUUUGUUCAAAAUUGAACAGUUGACGAAAUACGAACAGGGAACCGCCAAGUAUGGCAUCACACACUUUGCUGAUAUGACGACCACGGAGUAUAGGCACCGGACGGGGUUGGUGGUUCGCAGGGAAGAGGACCUGAAUCACAUUCCAAAUCCUAUAGCAAAGAUUGAUGAACAUAUGGAAAUCCCGGAGGCGUUCGAUUGGAGGGAUCUCGGUGCUGUUUCGCCGGUGAAAAACCAAGGCAGCUGCGGCUCCUGCUGGGCAUUCAGCGUCGUCGGUAACAUCGAGGGUCUUCAUCAAAUCAAAACAAAGAAGUUGGAGGAAUACUCCGAACAGGAACUGCUCGACUGCGAUACGGUGGACAAAGCUUGUCAGGGUGGCGAAAUGGAUGAUGCUUACAAGGCUAUCGAGCGAAUCGGUGGCCUGGAGUUGGAAAAUGACUACCCGUAUCUGGCGAAGAAGCAAAAGACAUGUCAUUUCAACAACACUUUAGCUCACGUUCGGGUCAAGGGUGCCGUAGAUCUUCCCAAGAACGAGAUAGCGAUUGCCAAGUUUCUGGUCGCCAACGGACCGGUUUCGAUUGGGUUGAACGCGAACGCCAUGCAGUUCUAUCGCGGUGGUAUUUCUCAUCCGUGGCGUGUCUUGUGCAGCAAGAAGAGUCUCGACCAUGGCGUUCUGAUCGUGGGUUACGGCGUUAAGCAGUAUCCGAUGUUCAACAAAACCUUACCGUAUUGGAUCGUGAAGAACUCGUGGGGACCGAAGUGGGGCGAGCAGGGUUACUAUCGGGUGUACCGGGGCGACAAUACCUGUGGGGUCAGCGAGAUGGCAACUUCGGCCGUGCUUGAGUAAUGGUAAAUAUUCUCAAAUUGUCCAAAAACGUAUAAGAUUUUUCGAAAGCAAUAUGAAUAUUAUUUUAUCGUAUUCCGGUUUUUAGCUAACGCUGCGUAAAGAUGUUUUAGUUAUAAUAGAACCAUAGACAUUUAACCUCUCUAAUACAGAUUACUGAAUACAUGAAAUAACAAAGAUUUA